AUGGCAGUGGUGUGGGUCCCGGAGGCCCAGCAGCAGGGCUGGCGAGAAGAGGAGGAAAAGGAAAUCGGGCAGCUGAAGAGGGCUGCGUUUGUCACACUACUGGAGAUGUGCAUUGUUCCUCUUUGUUUUACCAUCAGACUUUACUGGUGGUGAUCCCUGUCCAUGUGAGGAAUUCUCUUAGUUAUUACGUGUUACACCGCUUUCAGAUCAACCCACAAGCUUCUCUCGGGAAGAACACCACAGGAUUUGUUCUUUUCUCUUAUCCAUAGGUUGAUCUACAAAUGGUUCCUCUUGAUCUAUAAACUGAGUUGUGCAAUUGGAAUUGUGGGUGAUGUAGCCAUAAUAUUUAGCAUGCAUGGAUUUAAUUUAUUCUUUAGAAUCAAGCCUGAUGACUCCACAGAUUUUGGUGUGAUGCUGCUUUUUUACAGACUGUACUAUGGAGCGAUGGAAAGAGAAUUUGCAUACAUUUGUUCCGACUACAUAGCUUCCACCAUUGGUUUUUACAACAUCAGUGGCAUACCAACAAGAAAUUUUUCCAAUGACAUCUGCGCAGUCUGCAGGCAGAAUUUUUUUGUGCAUAUAAAUGAAGAAGGGAUCAUUGAAAAUACCUACCAGCUGUCCUGUAAUCAUGUGUUUCAUGAAUCCUGCAUCCAUGGUUGGUGCAUUACUGGCAAGAAACAGACUUCCCCAUACUUUGCUGAGACAGUUGAUUUGAAGAGAAUGCUGAGUAACCCAUAUAUCCUCUCCUUAACAAGUGUGCUUUUGAUUUGGAUUUUCUAA
This is a messenger RNA of Charadrius vociferus (killdeer), 780 nucleotides long. RefSeq names its product ring finger protein 175 (gene RNF175). The transcript is spliced from 6 exons. NCBI's taxonomy places the organism in Eukaryota, Metazoa, Chordata, Aves, Charadriiformes, Charadriidae. The record is from RefSeq and is a predicted model, not a curated record. Gene Ontology annotation, molecular function: metal ion binding; ubiquitin protein ligase activity. Gene Ontology annotation, cellular component: Golgi membrane; endoplasmic reticulum membrane.